Molecule: messenger RNA, 1512 nt
Organism: Medioppia subpectinata
Lineage: Eukaryota; Metazoa; Arthropoda; Arachnida; Sarcoptiformes; Oppiidae
Source: the annotation of a GenBank genome assembly
AUGCUUAAUUUAGAUCACCAGACAAGUGCUAGUUCUCAGACAUCUGGCUAUAGUUACGCAUUUGAGCCGUCACUGGAGCCCCUGUUGGGCCUAACAAUCGGCCAAUUGAUCCGCGAGUGCGCUCAGGACUCACCCGACCGGACGGCCGUUGUGUGCGCUCAUCAACGGAUCACCAAAACCUAUGCCCAACUCAAUGCUGACGCAAAUAAAUUGGCUAUUGGUCUAAAGGGUUUGGGAUGCGGAAGGGGUGACAGAGUGGGCAUAUGGGCCCCCAAUUGUUAUGAAUGGGUGCUCACACAAUAUGCCACUGCGAAGAUUGGCGCAAUCUUGGUGAAUGUGAAUCCUGGCUAUCGGGCAAAUGAGCUGCAGUACGCGCUGAAUCUGGUCGGCUGUCAUACCCUGAUCUGUAGCCAACAGUUCCGGUCCAGUAAUUACUGCGAAAUCUUGGAUAACAUAUCACCGCAACUCUUGCUGAAGAAUAGUGAUGGCAACACCAUUCAGUGCAAUGAAAUCUCGAGUCUCAAGAAUAUAAUAGUAAUAAACAGCGGCACCGAUGAGCAGGAAAUCGCACCAAAACACAUACCCCGUGUCAAUGACCUGAUGGCCAGCGCGGGUCACACCGACGAGUUGGCCGACGACCCGACCAUACAGUUUGACGACCCGAUUAACAUACAGUUCACUUCGGGUACCACUGGGAAGCCAAAGGGGGCGACACUAACCCACCAUAAUAUUAUACAAAACGCUUAUCUGUUGGGCAUACGAAUGACGGAGGGUUUGGAGCCCAACGGCCUUACAGUAUGCGUACCCAACCCUUUGUACCACUGUUUUGGGUCAGUGUUGGGCACAUUGUUGAUUGCCCUCCGCAGGGCCACAAUGGUAUUGCCGUACCCCAUAUUUAACCCACAUAAGACACUCGAGGCCAUUGAUAAAUACAAGUGUCAUAUGGUAUUUGGCACAAUCACAAUGUUUAUUGAUAUACUGGACUGCGAUCUUACCAAGUACAAUACAAGUUCUUUAGCUAGAGGCAUAAUGGGAGGCUCCUUCUGUCCGCCAACAUUGAUCAAGGAGAUUAUAACUCGUAUACCCACGUGCACCAACAUCUUGAUCCCUUACGGGUCCACCGAAUGCAGUCCAGUGGUCGCCCACACAUCGGUGCGCGACUCGGCUGAGCGUCAACUCAAGUCUGUGGGCCGACCCCUACAGCACUUGGAGAUUAAGAUCAUGGACCAGACAACCGGCGCCGUACUGCCCAUCGGCGAGUCCGGUGAAGUGUGCAUUCGUGGUCACUGUACGUUUGAUAUGAUCAUUAGAGGCGGUGAAAACAUAUACCCCAAAGAGAUCGAGGACUUCCUGAUGACCCAUCCGUCCGUUGCCGACGCACAGAUAAGUCACUUCAAGAUACCAAAACGUGUAGUGGUUGUGACGGACUUUCCCCUCACUGUUACCGGAAAAGUGCAAAAGUUUAAGCUGAGAGAAAUGGCCGCAAAACAAUUUGAAUGUUCAAAUAUUUAA